Cucumis melo (muskmelon) is the source of this 1343-nucleotide messenger RNA. RefSeq names its product UDP-arabinopyranose mutase 1. Gene Ontology annotation, molecular function: UDP-arabinopyranose mutase activity. The coding region runs from base 142 to 1218 and encodes 358 amino acids. Lineage: Eukaryota; Viridiplantae; Streptophyta; Magnoliopsida; Cucurbitales; Cucurbitaceae. The transcript has 4 exons. The record is from RefSeq and is a predicted model, not a curated record. Gene Ontology annotation, cellular component: cytosol; Golgi apparatus. Gene Ontology annotation, biological process: plant-type cell wall biogenesis; UDP-L-arabinose metabolic process.
CUCUAUAUUAACGCACGUGCCAGCCACCUGCCGUCUAAGCAUAUUCCUAUUCUUUCCCUUCAAAUUCUUCACCCGCUUCCGUUCUCUUCCAAAAUCCUCUCUGUUUCUUUUAACACUCAAACAGCUUCUUCAACAUCAACAAUGGCGGACACCAACUCCACUCCCAUUCUCAAAGAUGACCUCGACAUCGUCAUCCCCACCAUCCGUAACCUCGACUUCCUCGAAAUGUGGAGGCCAUUUUUUCAGCCCUAUCACUUGAUCAUUGUCCAAGACGGCGAUCCUUCCAAAACUAUCAGAGUUCCUGAUGGCUUUGAUUAUGAACUUUACAAUCGUAACGAUAUCAAUCGGAUUCUGGGUUCUAAGGCCUCUUGCAUUUCCUUUAAGGACUCUGCUUGUAGGUGCUUUGGGUACUUGAUUUCUAAGAAGAAGUAUAUCUUCACGAUUGAUGAUGACUGCUUUGUUGCUAAAGAUCCAUCUGGUAAAGAGAUUAAUGCACUUGAACAGCACAUUAAGAACGUCUUGACGCCAUCAACCCCAUUUUUCUUCAACACCCUUUAUGAUCCAUAUAGAGAAGGUGCUGAUUUUGUCCGUGGAUAUCCAUUUUCUCUCCGGGAAGGUGUUCCCACUGCAGUAUCUCAUGGGCUUUGGUUAAACAUUCCAGAUUAUGAUGCACCCACCCAACUCGUCAAACCAAUGGAGAGAAACACAAGGUACGUUGACGCAGUUCUGACGGUACCAAAGGCCACCCUCUUUCCAAUGUGUGGAAUGAAUCUGGCAUUCAACCGUGAUUUGAUCGGUCCUGCCAUGUACUUUGGACUCAUGGGAGAUGGCCAACCCAUUGGUCGCUAUGAUGAUAUGUGGGCUGGUUGGUGUAUGAAGGUCAUUUGUGACCACUUGGGAUUUGGAGUGAAGACAGGGUUGCCAUAUAUCUGGCACAGCAAGGCAAGCAACCCAUUUACAAACCUCAGAAAGGAAUACAAAGGAAUCUUUUGGCAAGAACAAAUCAUACCAUUUUUUCAAACUGUUUCCCUACCAAAGGAUUGCAACACUGUGCAGAAGUGCUAUAUUGAACUCUCCAAGCUGGUGAGAGAAAAACUCAGUUCAGUUGAUGAGUAUUUCAUUAAGCUUGCGGAUGCCAUGCUCACUUGGAUUGAAGCUUGGGACGAGCUAAAUCCGUCCGAGGAAGCAACUGAACUAUCCAAAUUUGUUUCAAAAUAAUUUUUACUCAUUGUUUUUCAUUCAUUCAAUCAAACUUUUGCUUCGAAGUUCAAAAUAUUUGGGUAUCAUUUCUUGUAGUUACGCACUCAUUGUUCUUAUUUGAAAAUGAUUUGGUACUUAUAGUA